Molecule: messenger RNA, 1029 nt
Organism: Aureobasidium musti
Lineage: Eukaryota; Fungi; Ascomycota; Dothideomycetes; Dothideales; Saccotheciaceae
Source: the annotation of a GenBank genome assembly
ACGGCGACGGUAACAUCGUCUUCCGAGAAGGUCGCCGUUGCGAACGAGCGCGAUGUCUACGGCCUCAGCGGCGACAUCAAGAAGGAUCUCUUGAAUUACCUUGACAACAUUGCCAGCUCUGGUGACUUCGCGACCAUGAAAUCUUUUUCGAAACUUCCUGUAAACCUCGAAAUUCGUCUUUUGGGUGAUGAAAAUCAAGAAGAUGCUGAGAUUGACAUUCCAUUGGGCUUGCAAGAUGCUCAGAAACUUAUCAACGUCUCGCGUCGAGCACCUUUCGGCAAGGGCGAACAGACCAUUGUUGAUACCAGUUUUCGCAACACUUGGGAACUCGAUCCCAGUCAAUUCUCGCUCAGCGACCAAUGGCAGCCUUAUGUCGAUACUCUGAUGAGGAGUGCUUGCGUUGGGUUGGGCGUAAAAACGAAUGAUAUCAGGGCGGAACUAUACAAGAUGCUGCUCUACGAAAAAGGCGCAAUGUUCAAACCUCAUGCAGAUUCUGAGAAGACAAAGGUCUGCCUUCAGCGCAUUUUGGUGGAAGUGUUGUUUUAUCCCAUAAUGGCAAGCAGCAUGAAUUCUAGACGUCAUAUCGCGAGUGUUUGGCUUGGUAGGUACUCAAAUGUCACCCAUGAAGUUCUGGAAGUCACAUCUGGCUGCCGGUGGGUCCUUACCUAUAAUCUUGUUCAAGAGCAGGAGAGCAAAUCAGGAUCCGAAGUAGCGGGAAGGAAGCUGCAUGCAAUCCUUGCCGACUGGAAACAGCAGAAAGUGGAAGCAGCGAUUUCGAGCAACGCACCUCCCUCCCAACUCUCAAAAGACAGCGAAGAUAGCAGCGUCUCUUCAACAUCAACAGAACACGAAGACACACGAAAAUCGGGAUUCGGCCUCAAGCAAGCCAUAUACUUGUUGGAGCACAAGUACACGCAAUCAAACCUCAACAUCGAAUCAUUGAAAGAUGCCGACCGCCUCAGAGCCAAGGAGCUCUUGUCUAUCUGUGAUGACUAUGGCUACACCCUCUAUCCUCGCAAGCCUGGAGCG